CCCUCUCUCUUUCAAUCUCGCUCCCCGGCCGCCGAUUCCCUCUCCCGUCUCCCUCACGCUCUCUCCGAAGUCGAAGGCGACGACAAAAAAGAGGAGAGACGAGGAUGAAUCAGGGCUUGGGAACCAUGGUGGACGCGGGGGAAGGGUUCUGGAUCCGGACGGUAGCUUUCCCAGACGCGGUGGUGCGAUCAAGAUCAAGGCGUGAGCAGAGCUUGGUGUUCACCACCGACGACAAGGAGAACAUCCCCCCGUCACUGGUGGUGACAGCUCGACGCCGUGUCGGGAGAAGGAAGAGUCCUCUACCGAGUUGGUACCCUAGGACACCUCUCCGUGACGUUACGGUGGUCGUCAAUGCCUUGGAGAGGAGAAGGAUGCGUGCGACUGCAGCGAGGGUCAAGCGGAGGAACAGAAACCGUGAAAUGAAAGAGCCGGAUCAGACAUCACUCGGUGAAGCCCUCUCAUCCGAUGUUUCUGAUGCCUGGUAUGUUUCUCCAAUCGGACAUUCGCUCCAAAGCCCUUCCUCCGGCCUGGUCUCCGUCUCAACCGAUCCAUCGACAGAAGACAUGAGACCUACUGAAUUCGAGGAGAAACUGCAGAGCACCAUUGCAGAGAUGGAAAGGCUCGUGCUGAGGAACCUGAAGAGGUCGCCGGAACCGCAUGCGAAGAUGAAGAAGCCCACAAGCACUCUCCUGUCGAUGCGGUGAGUGAAACAUUUCGUUUCACCACGAUGCGAUGGGUAAAGCCAGCAACUCUGCUGCCUAUGGAGAUCCACAUGGUCUGGGACACUGUUUCUGCUUCAUCUCUUUGUUGAUCUCCUCGUGAGGACCGCUCUUCGAUCAUGCGUCCAUG
Musa acuminata AAA Group (dessert banana) is the source of this 849-nucleotide messenger RNA. RefSeq names its product protein POLYCHOME-like. Gene Ontology annotation, biological process: regulation of nuclear division; negative regulation of ubiquitin protein ligase activity. Lineage: Eukaryota; Viridiplantae; Streptophyta; Magnoliopsida; Zingiberales; Musaceae. The coding region runs from base 105 to 704 and encodes 199 amino acids. The transcript is spliced from 2 exons. Gene Ontology annotation, cellular component: nucleus. The record is from RefSeq and is a predicted model, not a curated record.